Messenger RNA from Caenorhabditis remanei, 219 nucleotides. RefSeq lists its product as uncharacterized. Bases 1 to 219 code for a protein of 72 amino acids. Lineage: Eukaryota; Metazoa; Nematoda; Chromadorea; Rhabditida; Rhabditidae. The record is from RefSeq and is a predicted model, not a curated record. The transcript is spliced from 2 exons.
AUGUUCUUCUCCACCAUCCGCACUAUAUUCUUCUUCCUCGGACUCAUUCUGAUGGCCACUGCUCAAUUGGGAGUCAACACCGGGCUCGGUGUAGGUCCGGCUGGAGCUAAUGCUAACCUCCAAGGCGCCGGAUACGGUAACCAAGGACAAGGAGCUUAUGGAAACGCUGGAUUGGGAGUUCAACCAGGAGGAGUUGCUGGAGGACUCGUUGGAAAGUAA